GAGAGCUUGGGUGACACGAAUGGUAUAUAAGCCGUUGAGUUUACUUAGAAAACUCUCUUAGAUUCCAAACGUGUCCGGUCCCAACUUCUUCUUUCUCCCAUUGCUCCAAUGGGGAAACUUUUCUGGCUUGCCAUUGCGAUUGCGAUAGGACUUGUUUUAAGCAACUGGGUUCAUGGCUUUCAAGGAUAUGAAUAUCACCACUUCAAUGAAACAGAACCCUCAUUGCUGGAGGCUCAUGAAUCAUCUUUGUUUAAGAGCAAUACUCUCUUCGUGGGACUCACCCUUAUUCAUACCGCAGCUGCCAAAGGAGCAGUGUGCUUGGAUGGAUCUUUACCUGCUUAUCAUUUGCAUCGGGGUUAUGGAUCUGGAGCAAACAGCUGGCUUAUUAAUUUAGAGGGAGGUGGAUGGUGUAACAGCAUUAGAACAUGUGUUUAUCGCAAGAGAACACGGCGUGGAUCAUCCACAUUUAUGGAAAAGGAGAUUCCUUUUACGGGAAUACUGAGCAACAAAGCUGAAGAAAACCCAGAUUUUUUCAAUUGGAACAGAGUAAAGAUUCGUUAUUGUGAUGGAGCAUCAUUUACCGGUGAUAGUGAAGACAAGACAGCAGAGCUACAAUUCAGAGGACAGAGGAUUUGGGCAGCCGCAAUAGAAGAUUUGAUGUCCGAGGGAAUGCGCUUCGCCCAGCAGGCUCUUCUCUCCGGAUGCUCUGCCGGUGGCUUGGCUACUAUCAUACACUGCGACGGAUUUCGCAACCUCUUUCCUAGGACCACCAGAGUGAAGUGUCUUAGUGAUGCCGGAUUGUUUCUUGAUGCAAUUGAUGUAUCUGGUGGCCAUACCCUCAGAAAUUUCUACACCGGUGUCGUAGGAUUGCAGGGAGCACAGAAGAAUUUGCCAGAGAUAUGUACUAAUCAUCUUGACCCCACAUCGUGCUUCUUCCCCCAGAACUUGAUUGCGAGUGUGAGAACCCCGCUAUUCAUUCUCAAUGCUGCUUAUGAUUCAUGGCAGAUCCAAUCGAGUAUAGCGCCUCCAUCAGCAGAUCCACAUGGAUAUUGGCAUGAUUGCAGAUUAAACUAUGCUAAAUGUACUACAUCACAAAUCCAAUUCCUUCAAGGAUUCAGGAUUCACAUGCUGAACAUUAUAAAAGAGUUCUCAAGAUCAUACAAGAAUGGAUUGUUCAUCAAUUCAUGUUUCUCUCACUGCCAAUCUGAGAGGCAGGACACAUGGUUCGCUGAAAAUUCUCCAAUCGUGAAGAACAAGGUAAUUGCUGUGGCUGUUGGAGAUUGGUAUUUCGAGCGCGCAGGUGUGAAGGUGAUUGAUUGUCCUUACCCUUGUGAUAACACGUGUCACCAUCUCGUAUUCAGAUCAUGACCCCAAUUUCAUUCUCAUCAUCUACAUCAAUUCAAUUCUUGCCCAAAUAUUAAUCAGCCAACAACAUGUACCACAUGAUACAUACACACAUCUCAUGUAUACAUUCAGUAUUUGGAAAUCAAUUUUAAUAAGUCCUAAAUACUUUAUAUUAGUAUUAACCAAUGUUAGCAAGAAUAUAUAUCUCCACAUGUAAAUAUGGUCGAGAGAAACUUGUAAGGGAUUAUCAAUAAGAGCUCUUUAUGGCAUUAGUAGGAGGAACAGCGGAAUACAAUUCUUGUGAGUUCUCAAAGCAAAGGUUGAUGAAAAUUUCAGAGUCUAACUCUACAGGACCAAAACCUAUGAGUAUUUUCACAUUUGUAUGUACUUCAAAGAAUUUGUGUCAAUAAAUCUUAAUAUUUUGUUUGGU
Arachis duranensis is the source of this 1774-nucleotide messenger RNA. RefSeq names its product pectin acetylesterase 12. NCBI's taxonomy places the organism in Eukaryota, Viridiplantae, Streptophyta, Magnoliopsida, Fabales, Fabaceae. The coding region runs from base 109 to 1368 and encodes 419 amino acids. The transcript has 12 exons. Gene Ontology annotation, cellular component: plant-type cell wall. Gene Ontology annotation, molecular function: pectin acetylesterase activity. The record is from RefSeq and is a predicted model, not a curated record. Gene Ontology annotation, biological process: cell wall organization.